AUGCACACCUGGAAGAGAGCGGCCGGUGACAGUGGCCCUGGCAAUGGCCACAGGAUGCCCAAAGAGCAUGACCAGGAUGAGGGGGAGGAUGGGGACCCCUUGCCCUGGAUCAUUUCUGGCACUGAUGCCAAAGCAGGGCUUCAGGAGCCCAGGGAGAAGCCGGUCCCCAGUGCCCCAGGAAUGCUGGGAUCCGCUCCUGGUGACAGCGCGGGCAUCUGGCAGGAUCCGACCUCGGUGGCAGAGACGGCUCUGCUCGUGCUGGUGAACCUGAGCCAAUUCACCCCCGGCUGCAGCCGGGCAGAGAGCAAGGGCCAGGCGGUGGAAAGACGGCUCCGGGGAGAGACGAGCUCUUACCGGCAGCAGCCAGCUUUCGUCCAAGAAGCUCAAUUCUGCAAACAAAGGCCCGUCAGCGCCAUCGGCCCCGGCGAGGAAGGGGCUGGGGCCCCGCGCCGGCAGCCGUGUGCCGGCCACCACCCCGCCGAUUCAUCACCCCAGAAAGUGGGAUCCCCCACGCAGGACGGGACCAUCUCCAUCCUCACCACCUCGGUGGAGGCGGACGAGCCCCACAGAGUGCAGUUCCUGGCUCCCCGCCAAGGCAGCCCUCUGAGCCCAGGGCAGCCUCGCUGGGCCAACUACAUCAAGGGCGUCAUCCAGCACUACCGGGGUGGUCCCGUGCCGGGCUUCAGUGCCGUGAUAGCCAGUGACAUCCCCCUGGGCGGGGGCCUCUCCAGCUCGGCCGCUCUGGAGGUGGCUACUUACACCUUCCUCCAGCAGCUCUGCCCUGAUGACGGUGAUUUGGUAGCCAAGGCGCUGGCGUGCCAGAAAGCGGAGCAUACGUUUGCCGGCAUGCCCUGCGGGAUCAUGGACCAGUUCAUAUCUGUGAUGGGCAAGGAAGGCCACGCGCUGCUCAUUGACUGCAGGUCCCUGGAGACUGUCCUCGUCCCACUGACCGAUGCCAGCUUGGCCGUCCUCAUCACCAACUCCAACGUGCGGCACACGCUGACAGGCAGCGAGUACCCCAUGCGCCGGCGGCAGUGCGAGGAGGCGGCCGCGGCGCUUGGCAAGGCCCGCCUGCGAGAUGCCACCAUGGCCGCACCGGAAGGGGCUAUGGCCAGGGUGCAGGACAGGGCUGACCAUGGGUCUCCUCUCUCCAGGGACGACUAUGAAGUGAGCUGCCCAGAGCUGGAUGAGCUGGUAGCAGCAGCCCUGGAGGUGGAUGGUGUUUACGGCAGCAGGAUGACCGGGGGAGGCUUCGGAGGUUGCACGGUGACGCUGCUGGAGGCUGGGGCUGCAGAGAAAGCCCAGCACCACAUCCAGGAGAAAUACAGCGGCACAGCCACCUUCUACCUCACCAAACCCUCCGGAGGGGCAAAGGUGCUGCCCCUGUAGAGGAGCGACCA
This is a messenger RNA of Pygoscelis adeliae (Adelie penguin), 1400 nucleotides long. It is a transcript of the gene GALK1, whose product is annotated as galactokinase 1. Gene Ontology annotation, cellular component: cytosol. NCBI's taxonomy places the organism in Eukaryota, Metazoa, Chordata, Aves, Sphenisciformes, Spheniscidae. Bases 1 to 1389 code for a protein of 462 amino acids. The record is from RefSeq and is a predicted model, not a curated record. The transcript has 9 exons. Gene Ontology annotation, molecular function: galactokinase activity; ATP binding. Gene Ontology annotation, biological process: galactose metabolic process; carbohydrate phosphorylation.